This is a messenger RNA of Penicillium salamii, 993 nucleotides long. The record is from the annotation of a GenBank genome assembly. Lineage: Eukaryota; Fungi; Ascomycota; Eurotiomycetes; Eurotiales; Aspergillaceae.
AUGUUCGGUAAAAUGAUGCACUUCUGGACCAAGUCCGACGAUCUACGCCAAAUGUUACUCAAUGAGCCACGCGGUCGACCAUCACGGAACGUCAACCUUGUCUUGCCACCCUGUGAUCCUCGCGCUGAUGCAGGCUUUCUGAUCAUGGAAAGCGAAGAGUACGCUCCGAUGUCUGGCUCGAACACUAUCUGCACCACUACUGCACUGCUUGAGACUGGUAUGAUCAAAAUGGUCGAGCCGGCGACUACCCUCAAUCUGGAUACUGCUGCCGGAUUGGUGUCCGUUACCGCGGAAUGUGAGAAUGGGAAAUGCAAGAAUUUUGCUUUCGACAACGUCCCCGCUUUUGUUUUCCAGCUCGAUCUGGAAGUCGAUGUCCCAGGCCUUGGCAAGAUUCUUUGUGAUAUUGCCUGGGGAGGUAUGAUGUACGCAAUCGUGGAUAUUAGCCAGACCGAUUUGAAGAUGGAUCUAGAUCAGGGCCAGCGGAUUGUCGAAUAUGGAGAGCGCAUCAAGCGAGCUGUCCAAGAAGCAGUCCACCCAGUUCAUCCAGAAAACCCCGGCAUCCACGGAGUAACAAACUUCAUAUUCACGGCACCCCUGGGGGAGGAUGCGCAUGGAAAAAUCGCCCAAAACGCCGUGGUCGUUUCCCCGGGUCGAUUGGAUCGAAGCCCCUGUGGAACUAGAACCUGCGCCCGUCUGGCUCAGUUCUAUGCUAGAAAGCAGCUUGCUGUUGGCGAGGCGUUUCGACACACCAGCAUCAUCGGAACUGAAUAUAUCGGUUCCAUCCAAGGUGUGACUAAAGUGGGAGAAUAUGAAGCAGUGCUACCGAGAGUGAAAGGCAGUGCUUGGAUCACUAGCUUCCAGCAGGUCGUAGUUGAUCCCACUGAUCCCUUCCCAGUGGGAUUCAGAGUCGGUGAUUCCUGGCAUGUGUCCGACGUGCCGGUCCCCGAUGCUACCAAGCUUAAUGGCAUGGCACCCAAAGCCACUUUGGUUUAA